GGCGACGCCGCUCAGACCCGCCACCCACUCUUUGUCCUCGUACCUCAGCGCCACAAUGUUUCCCUCAGACAUCGAAGACAUCUUGAUGGGUGCGAGGGAGAGGUUCAAUCCCAAGACUGCCCCUGCGCUCCUCUCCUCGAUUCUGCACAUCUUUUUCCGCGAGCGGUCCCAACCACUAGACCCCGACUACGUGUCGGAGGCUGCUUGCGCCGCGUUACUGACAAGGCAGUCCGGACUAUACGCGCUCAUUGAAAGGGCUGUCACUGACGGAGACGGUCAUAUCUUAUGGGAUUGUGACGUGCUGGCCUUCCGAGAUGUCGAAUUACGCACACGUCGGCCCCUCGGCCAACAGGAAGAAGGCGCCGAAAUUGUGCUGAAGGAACUACUUGAACGCCAUCGUACCUUUCUAUCCGCCUUUGCGAAUGCACCCCAACCGUCUGAGCCGUGGAAACCGCCACCCUCUCACCGUGCUUCUCGCCAUUUUGACUUCAUCAGCUCACUGAAACUCCCGAUUGCCACGUCCGAAAGACCUUCCCUUCUGCUCCAUGAUUUAGGGAAAGACCUUGAUCCAGACACGGCCGACAACUUGCGCAAUAUAUUCUCUGGAGAAAACGUUCUAUUCCACAACGCAUUUGGUACCGGGAAGACUCGCCUCAUCUUCGAAGGUCUCUGCAAGCGAUGGGGCUUUUACAUUCCUUGCGCGCUCGACCGAGAUCGUGUUGGUUCUCACGAUUUACCCGCAUUCCUCAGAAUGGACACAAUGUUUACAAGCAUGCUCCAACGCUACGGGCCGUGGACGGAAAUCCAGGUGGCCCAGAAUCGCAGCAUAGUGCAGAGUCUCUUCUCGCGUGUUCUCCUCAGUCGGAUGAUUGUUUUCAGAGCGUUCUUGGAUGUCUUAGAGGACAAAACAUCUACGGAAGGCCCUUCCCGGUGGCUGCUCCUGCAGGCCCGGAUGCUCAGCUUGGACCCUAAGGAUCUCUUCGACCGCGUCACGACCGUGCUAUCCAACUUCAUAACCAACUAUAUCAUCGAUAUGACGGCCGAUCUUCUCCUGGACAUCAAAGCCCGUCUUGGCCGGUCAGCCACUCCACUGUUCUGCGUUAUGGACAAGUGCGAGUGUGCCGACGAUAUGUUCCGCGGUGCCUUCGGUCCAGACUCGACGCUGUUGCGGGAGCUCGCGCGUUCCUCAGACAGAUACGAGGGAAUGGUACUCAUACUCUCGGGCUCAAACAUUACGCUUGAGCCUUUCAAAAACUCGCGUCAACCUCGCUACUCCGUUUACACACGCACCAAAGCUCUCUGCAGUCCAGACGCUCAGCGCAACUACAUUGAACGAUAUCUACCUCCGACUUUGGCCCAAUCCGAAACCGGAAAGGAGCUCAUAGAGCGCUUGUGGCGGUGGCUCCGUGGUCGUUACGGAUUCACGGCGUCCUAUAUCAUUUGUCUGUAUAUGUCAAAUUUCGACAAACCUCUUGUACUACUCGAUUCAUUCAUCACGACGGUCAUGUGUAUAGACCCUCCGCACGUAUCCAAGGCGAAGCUGCGCACUCUGAAAGGCACAAGUCGUGAUGUAGUCCGCUUUUUUAGAGAUGCAAGUCAUGGUCUACUUCCCGGAGACUGGCAAAUCAGCCUGGCGGCAAGAUCCGCCAUUUUCAAAGUCGUCCUCACCGGCGAAGAUCAGGUCCGGUUUACAGACGCCUGCGCGCUUCCGCUAGUCGAACACGGAGUCGCGCGUUUUGUGGACUCUGCGGGCAAAGAGGCACUCGUCCACGAACCACGCGUGCUCUUGCGCCUGAUGGACCUCUUGUUCGCGGACCCAGACGAUGAGCAAGGUUUCCAGCCCGACGAGCUUUUGGGCUUACUCCGCGAGGCACCCAUACAUAGCACCUUCCAUCUCGAGUGCGUCGUCAUUCUGAUGCAUGCUCUCUCGGGGCGCGCGCAUCGGUUGAGCGAGCUAUUCGACUUUCCGGGAAUCGAGCCGCCGUGGGCAACGCAGAAGGUGCGCCUGGUGCGCCUCGUGAACGUUGGCCCGGCCAGGCAUCCGCGUGCGAUUAUGUGUCAAUCCACCUUGUCGACGAUGCAUCGCGGGGAGUACUGGGCGACUGAUUCGACGCAAUGGCUCAGCCGCGAAGCAAGCACGCCCUUCUGCCUGUCAUCGGGUUUCAGCAACGCCGACCUAUUGUUCGUGCUGAGGCUCGAAGACGGGCGGUGCUUUCAUGUUGCUCUCGCGGCGCUGUUCAAGAACGAACACGUCGAUGCUCCUGCGAAGGCUAUCCAGGCCAAGUUGGCGCAAUUGGCCCCUCAGAAACUCUUCAAGCUCGGCAGGACGCGCUCGGCGAGCGGUCUGCGGCUUCCCGCCCUGGCCCGCCAGGUCGAGGAGGCAGGGGACCCGCCACUGCUUCGCGUCGUCGCGACCUACCCGCACGAGAUGGACAUCAACGAUAUCAAGCGGGAUGGCAUUUCUCAGCCCAUCGCCGCCAUUCGCACGACAUACUUGCGCGAGUACGCGCAGAAAAUCGAUAUGAAAGACCUCCUGCGACGCCUCCAGGACGUCAUGACCGUGCCGCCACCCGCGCCAGCGACGCGCACGCGGAAGAGGACCCGUGCGGCGGCGGCAGUACCGACGGACAUCUCGAAGCGACCGCGGACGCGAUCGAUGACCAGGGGUAUGGAGGAGGCAGCCGCGCCGCGAGCGCAGGCUCGAGCUGCGACUACGAAUCGGCGUACUCACACAGGGAGCGCGUCUCAAGCGCCAGCGUUGCCCUUGCCGAGCACGCGGGCAUCGGCGCCUGGAAGUCCUCACCGAAGGCGUUGAAGACUGGCCCACACAUUGUCGACAUUCGAAAAGACUUUUUCUCCCGUCGCUAUACGUGCGUUCAGGCUACCUCAUACUCUUGCGUUCUUUCUUCGCGUUUCUGGCUGAUCUGCCUGUCGCACUUGUCGUUUGCAACUCAUGGAUACUUCAAUCUUCCUGCGAUGAAUACCCUCGACCGAGUGUAUCCGCUUCAAAAUUCUUUCCUUCGUACUUC
Molecule: messenger RNA, 3029 nt
Organism: Schizophyllum commune H4-8
Lineage: Eukaryota; Fungi; Basidiomycota; Agaricomycetes; Agaricales; Schizophyllaceae
Exons: 6
Coding region: 56-2815 (919 amino acids)
Source: RefSeq, a predicted model, not a curated record